This is a messenger RNA of Synchiropus splendidus (mandarinfish), 17549 nucleotides long. Its product is annotated as ryanodine receptor 1-like. Gene Ontology annotation, biological process: intracellular calcium ion homeostasis; calcium ion transmembrane transport. The record is from RefSeq and is a predicted model, not a curated record. NCBI's taxonomy places the organism in Eukaryota, Metazoa, Chordata, Actinopteri, Syngnathiformes, Callionymidae. The transcript has 108 exons. Gene Ontology annotation, molecular function: ryanodine-sensitive calcium-release channel activity; protein binding. Gene Ontology annotation, cellular component: calcium channel complex; Z disc; smooth endoplasmic reticulum. The coding region runs from base 570 to 15968 and encodes 5132 amino acids.
UGCACUUUCCCAGUUCUGCUAACCAUUAUUUAUAACGAACAUUUUCCAGCGACCAGCGCUCGUCACCAGUGUGUUAGCUUCGACUCAGUGUUCACACUAAAUGGUUGUAACAGUUUUCGAGUUAUUUCAGACUCAUUAUUAGUAUUCUCUUUUUUUUCGACCUGUUUGUUUGCUAGCUUUAGCAAUGUCGCUAUAAACACGAUAUUUUGUGUUUAUAGGGUCAUGUUAGAUGGUUCCCGGGUCCAUGUAAAUAUAUGUUAAAUGAUACCGUUGCUGAGUUGAGUUAGGUUUAAAUUUGUGUUUUUGAAAAGUGCUAGUAAAAUAGUUGCCUGAUAAUCCGUAAUAUCGUGUCGCCAUCUGCCGGUGUAGUGAACCAUUACAAGCGCGAGGCUAAUGAUUUUGCAAAAAGGGCUUAGGUGUUCGGACUCAUCCUCCCGACAUUCCUGAUAAUUCAGCCUCCUCCUCGUCAUCUGUGGCGUCGGUCGCAGCGGCUACAGACGGGACCCAGCGGCAGGGGGAGGAUGCCAGAUGGACGCUGAAGAGGAGCUGCAGACAACCCUCUUGGAAGGAUGGCAGAAGGGGCAGAGGGAGAGGAGGAGAUUCAGUUCCUGCGAACGGAUGACCAGGUGGUUCUGCAGUGCACCGCCUCCGUCCUGAAGGAGCAGCAGAUCAAACUGUGUCUCUCCUGUGAAGGUUUUGGGAACCGACUCUGCUUCCUGGAGACGACGUCCAACGCUCAGAAGGUUCCCCCGGAUCUGGCGAUAUGCAACUUCAUCCUGGAACAGUCGCUGUCGGUGCGAGCGCUGCAGGAGAUGCUGGCCAACACUGUGGAGAUGACCGAGACAGUUGAUCUGGACAAAUGGUCGUCUCAAGGUGGAGGCCAUCGCACGCUGCUGUAUGGCCACGCCAUCCUGCUGAGGCACAGCCACUCGGGCAUGUACCUGAGCUGUCUGACGACAUCCCGCUCACUCACAGACAAGCUGGCCUUCGACGUGGGUUUACAAGAAGACUCCACCGGUGAGGCUUGCUGGUGGACUAUUCAUCCAGCCUCCAAGCAGCGGUCGGAAGGUGAAAAGGUCAGAGUGGGGGAUGACCUCAUCCUUGUCAGCGUGUCCUCUGAGAGAUACCUGCACUUGUCUUACGCCAGCGGAGACCUGAUGGUGGAUGCUUCCUUCAUGCAAACCCUCUGGAACAUGAAUCCCAUUAGUUCCGGCUGUGAACUGGCUGAAGGCUUUCUAACUGGAGGUCACGUUCUCCGUCUGUUUCACGGUCACAUGGACGAGUGUCUGGCCAUCGCAACGCCCGAGGAAGGAGAGGAGAAGCGCAGGGUGGCUCACUAUGAAGGUGGAGCUGUGUGCAGCCAAGCCCGCUCCCUCUGGAGGCUGGAGCCUCUCCGAAUCAGUUGGAGUGGCAGCCAUAUGAAAUGGGGUCAGUCUUUCCGCAUUCGACACAUCACCACAGGCCGGUACCUGUGUCUGGAUGAGGAGAAAGGUCUGCUGGUGGUCGACCCGGAGAAGGCCAACACCAAACUGUCAGCCUUUUGCUUCCGUGCAACAAAGGAUAAGGUGGAGGUGGCUCAGAAGCGUGACGUGGAGGGGAUGGGAAUACCUGAGAUCAAGUAUGGGGAGUCCAUGUGCUUUGUCCAGCACGUGUCCACUGGACUGUGGCUGACAUACGCAGCUCUGGACGCAAAAGCUGCUCGUCUGGGAAUGAUGAAGAGAAAGGUUAUCCUGCACCAGGAGGGUCACAUGGAUGACGCCCUGACUGUCUCACGCUCUCAGACUGAGGAGUCUCAGGCUGCUCGAAUGAUCUACAGCACCAUGGGCCUGUUCAGACAGUUCAACCAGGGUCUGGACUCCCUGAGUGGGAAGAGCAAGCAACCUUCAGCCACGCCGCUUCCUCUGGAGGGCGUCAUCCUUUCUCUCCAGGAUCUCAUCUUCUACUUCCGCCCUCCGGAAGAAGAGCUAGAGCAUGAGGAGAAGCAGACCAAGCUCCGCUCACUGCGCAACAGACAGAACCUUUUCCAAGAGGAGGGAAUGAUCACCAUCGUCCUGGAAUGCAUCGAUCGCUUGAAUGUGUACAACACCGCCGCUCACUUCUCUGAGUUUGCUGGAGAAGAAGCUGCUGAGUCCUGGAAGGAGAUUGUCAAUCUUCUUUACGAGCUGCUGGCCUCACUCAUUAGAGGAAACAGAUCCAACUGCGCCUUGUUCUGUGAUAACCUGGACUGGCUGGUCAGCAAGCUGGACCGUCUUGAGGCCUCCUCAGGUAUUCUGGAGGUGUUAUACUGUGUUCUCAUCGAGAGCCCUGAAGUUCUAAACAUCAUUCAGGAGAACCACAUUAAAUCCAUCAUCUCUCUACUGGACAAGCACGGCAGGAACCACAAGGUUCUGGACGUCCUUCGCUCUCUCUGUGUGUGUAACGGUGUCGCUGUAAGGUCCAAUCAGAACCUCAUCACUGAGAACCUUCUCCCUGGACGAGACCUACUGCUGCAGACCAACAUUGUCAACUAUGUGACAAGUUUGAGGCCAAACAUCUUCCUUGGAACCUGUGAGGGCUCGACGCAGUACAAGAAGUGGUACUACGAGAUGAUGGUGGACUACGUGGAGCCUUUCGUGACUGCGCAGGCCUCUCAUUUGCGCGUGGGCUGGGCUAUGACCGAGGGCUACAGCCCCUACCCGGGUGGAGGAGAGGGCUGGGGAGGCAACGGCGUGGGAGACGACCUCUACUCUUACGGUUACGAUGGUCUGCACUUAUGGUCCGGUACUUUGGCGCGACAGGUGGCCUCCCCGAACGCUCACACUCUGGCUGCGGACGAUGUGGUCAGCUGCUGUCUGGAUCUGAGUGUGCCCAGUAUCUCCUUCCGCAUCAACGGCCACCCGGUUCAGGGCAUGUUUGAGAACUUCAAUGUGGACGGCCUCUUCUUUCCCGUCAUCAGCUUCUCUGCCGGUGUCAAAGCUCGGUUCCUCCUCGGCGGUCGUCAUGGGGACUUCAAAUUCAUGCCACCACCAGGCUAUGCUCCGUGCUACGAGGCCUUGCUGCCCCGCGAAAGGAUGCGGAUCGAACCCAUCAAAGAGUACAAGCACGACUUCAACGGUGUGCGAAACCUGCUGGGGCCCACUCUGUCCCUCACCCACACCUCUUUCACACCCUGCCCUGUAGACACUGUGCAGAUCGUGCUGCCACCACACUUGGAGCGAAUCCGGGAGAAGCUGGCGGAGAACAUUCACGAGCUCUGGGCGAUCACAAGGAUCGAGCAGGGAUGGACGUAUGGCACCUUCAGAGAUGACAACAAAAAACUUCACCCAUGCUUGGUGGACUUCCAGAGUCUCCCUGAGCCAGAGAGAAACUACAAUCUGCAGAUGUCUGGAGAGACUCUCAAGACCCUCCUGGCUUUGGGCUGCCAUGUUGGCAUGGGGGAUGAGAAGGCUGAGGAGAAUCUCAAGAAGAUCAAGCUGCCAAAGACCUACGUGAUGAGUAACGGCUACAAGCCCGCCCCCCUUGACCUCAGCCAUGUCAAACUGACACCCAACCAGAACCAGCUGGUGGAGAAGUUGGCGGAGAAUGGGCACAAUGUUUGGGCAAGGGACCGAGUUCGACAAGGGUGGACAUACAGUAUUGUGCAGGACAUCUUGAACAAGCGUAACCCUCGUCUGGUCCCUUACAACCUGCUGGACGAGAGAACCAAGAAAACCAACAGGGACAGUGUCAACAACGCUGUCCGUACUCUCAUUGGCUACGGCUACAACAUUGAACCUCCAGAUCAGGAGAGCACGAGUCACGGUCUAGAGAACGUCCGUGGUGACAAAGUCCGGCUCUUCAGAGCUGAGAAGUCGUACGCUGUGACUCAGGGAAAGUGGUACUUUGAGUUUGAGGCUGUGACCACAGGAGAGAUGAGAGUGGGCUGGGCUCGUCCCAACGUCCGCGCCAACACUGAGCUGGGAGCGGACGAACUGGCCUACAUUUUCAAUGGCAACAAGGCUCAACGAUGGCACGUCGGCAACGAGCCCUUCGGUCGGCAGUGGCAGUCCGGCGACGUUGUUGGUUGCAUGAUCGACCUCACAGAGAUGAACAUCAUGUUCACCCUCAACGGGGAAAUGCUGAUCAGUGACUCCGGCUCAGAAAUGGCGUUCAAAGAUAUUGAGAUUGGAGAAGGUUUCAUCCCGGUGUGCACCCUGGGUCUGUCUCAGGUGGGGAGGAUCAACCUGGGCCGCAACGUGAGUAGCCUGCGCUACUUCGCCAUAUGUGGCCUUCAAGAAGGAUUUGAACCGUUCGCUAUAAACAUGAAGCGAGACAUCACUAUGUGGUUCAGUAAGAGUUUGCCACAGUUUAUACCUGUGCCCACCGAUCACAACCACAUUGAGGUUUCCCGUGUUGAUGGGACAGUAGACAGCGCCCCCUGUCUGAAGCUGACCCACAAAACAUUUGGCUCUCAGAACGCCAACACAGACAUGAUGUUCCUGAGGCUCAGCAUGCCCAUCCAGUUCCAUGAAAACUUCAAGAUCCAGGCCGGCACCACCCCCCUCACCCGGGCCCUCACUAUACCCGAGGACGAGGUGGUGGUCGUGGAGCCUGACUCUGAGUUUGAGGUCCUGAAGAAGUCUGCCAGCCGAAAGGAGCAGGAGGAGGACAAGAAAGAGCCGUCGGUGGCGAAGGAGUUGUCUGUGGAGAACGAGAAGGACACAGUGUCAGAGAAGGGAAAGAAACGAGGGUUUUUCUCUAAAGCCAAAAAAGCAGCCAUGACACCUCUGGCUCCGCCUCCUCCUCCAACUGUCCCACGUUUAGUUGAAGAUGUGGUUCCGGAUGACCGAGAUGACCCUGAGAUCAUCCUGAACACCACAACGUACUACUACUCGGUGAGGAUCUUUGCCGGUCAGGAGCCAUCCGGUGUCUGGAUCGGCUGGGUGACACCGGACUAUCACCAAUACGACCCAAACUUUGACCUCUCAAAAGUGCGCUGUGUCACGGUGACAGUGGGAGACGACAGAGGAAACAUCCACGAUAGCAUGAAGCACAGCAACUGCUACAUGGUUUGGGGUGGUGACUUGGUCAGCAAUCAGCAGACCCGCUUCAGCCAGGAGGACAUGGUGGUGGGAUGUCUGGUGGACCUAGCAACUGGUCUCAUGACCUUCACGGCAAAUGGGAAGGAGAUCAACACCUUCUAUCAGGUGGAGCCCAACACCAAGCUGUUCCCAGCCGUCUUCGUCCAGCCCUCCAGCCAGAACAUGGUACAGCUGGAGCUCGGCAAACUCAAGAACAUCAUGCCCAUCUCGGCAGCAAUGUUCCGCAGUGAGCGCAAGAACCCUGUCCCACAGUGUCCGCCUCGGCUGGAUGUCCAGAUGCUGACCCCGGUCAUCUGGAGCCGCAUGCCCAAUCACUUCCUCAACCCGGAGGUUGGCAAAGUGAGCGAGAGACUGGGCUGGAUGGUGGAGUGCACAGAGCCACUCAUCAUGAUGGCACUGCACAUCCCUGAGGAGAACAGGUGCAUCGACAUCCUGGAGCUGUCCGAGCGUCAGGACCUGAUGAAGUUCCACUUCCACACGUUGAUGCUGUACUGCGCCGUCUGUGCUCUGGGCAACAACCGUGUCGCUCACGCGCUCUGCAGCCAUGUGGAUGAGUCUCAGCUCUUCUACGCAACUGAGAACACCUACCUGCCUGGACCUCUGCGGGGGGGCUACUACGACCUCCUCAUCAGCAUCCACCUGGAGUCGGCCAAGCGGGCCCGACUCGGAACCAACAGAGAGUUCAUCGUACCCAUGACGGAGGAAACGCUCAGCAUCCAUCUCUACCCUGAUGUGAAGAAGGCCCACGCCCUUCCUGGCGUCGGCCUCACCACCUGUCUGCGGCCCAAACUCCACUUCUCCUCCAUCAACUUUGUGGGCACUGAUCCAGAUCUAUACACCCUCAGUCCUAUUUUCCCCCUGCAGGAACUGAAGACCAGAGCCAUUAGCAUGCUAACAGAAGCCGUGCUAGACGGUAGCCAGGCCAUGCGGGAUCCAGUAGGGGGCAGCGUCGAGUUCCACUUCGUUCCGAUCCUGAAGCUGAUCAGCACCCUGCUCAUCAUGGGAAUCUUCAACGACGAAGACACCAAACACAUCCUCAAGAUGAUCGACCCGAACGUUUUCAGCGGGAAGGAGGAAGAGGAGGCAGAGGAGGCCCCAGAGGGCGAGAACAAAGAUGCAAAGGAGGAGGAAGAGGAGGUUGACCUGGAGGACGAAGGUGUCGGUGAUGAGGAUGAAGAGCAGGGAGAUUUAGAAAAGGAGGGCGAGGAGGAGCCUAAAGAGGAGGGAGAGGAGAAGGAGGAUCGAGAGGCCAAAGAUGGAAAAGUGGAUGGUGAGAAGGCAGAGGAGGAGAAGGAGGCAGAGGCAGUGGAAGGGGACGUGAAAGAAGAGGAAGAGGCUCCCGAGGAGGGUCUGCUCCAGAUGAAGCUGCCAGAGUCUGUCAAACUGCAGAUGUGCACUCUGCUGCAGUACUUUUGCGACUGUGAGCUGCGUCACAGGGUGGAAGCCAUCGUGGCCUACUCCGACACGUUUGUGCAUGAAAUCCAGAACAACCAGCGUGUCCGCUACAACGAGCUGAUGAGAGCCUUCACCAUGUCAGCCGCAGAGACUGCACGCAAGACCCGAGAGUUCCGCUCGCCACCGCAGGACCAGGUUCUUUUACUGACUAAUUUCAAGCACAAUCCAGAGGACGAGGACUGUCCGGUUCCUGAGGAGGUCCGUGAUACUCUGGGCGACUUCCACAACGACCUCCUGCUUCACUGCGGUAUUCACAUCGAGGAGGAGACGGAGGAGGAGGAGGUGGACACGACACUCAGAGGGAGACUCCUCAGUCUAGUGGACAAGGUCAAGAAUUUCCGCAAGAAGGAGGAUGAAGAGAAGCCGGAGGCCGAGGAGGAGCCGAAGCCCAGCACUCUUCAGGAGCUGAUCUCGCACACUAUGAUCCACUGGGCCCAGGAGUCCUUCAUCCAGAACCCUGAGCUUGUGCGGCUGAUGUUCAGCCUGCUGCACAGGCAGUACGACGGACUUGGGGAGCUGAUCCGAGCUCUGCCCAAAGCCUACGCCAUCAACGCCGUGUCUUACCAGGACACCAUGGACCUGCUGGAGUGUUUGGGUCAGAUCAGAUCGCUGCUCAUCGUCCAGAUGGGCCCAGAGGAGGAGCGGCUCAUGAUUCAGAGCAUCGGAAAUAUCAUGAACAACAAGGUGUUCUACCAACAUCCUAACCUAAUGCGAGCACUGGGCAUGCACGAGACGGUCAUGGAGGUCAUGGUCAACGUCCUGGGUGGAGGAGGAGACUCAAAGGAGAUCCGGUUCCCUCAGAUGGUUACCAACUGCUGCCGUUUCCUGUGCUACUUCUGCCGUAUCAGCCGACAGAACCAACGCUCCAUGUUCGACCACCUCAGCUACCUGCUGCAAAACAGCGGCAUUGGUCUCGGCAUGCGUGGCUCCACUCCUCUGGACGUGGCUGCUGCUUCUUGCAUUGACAACAAUGAGCUGGCGUUGGCACUGCAAGAACAAGAUCUGGAGAUGGUGGUGACGUACCUGGCGGGCUGCGGGCUGCAGAUGUGCCCGAUGCUUCUGUCCAAGGGCUACCCUGACAUCGGCUGGAACCCCUGUGGAGGAGAGAGAUACCUGGACUUCCUCCGUUUCGCUGUCUUCGUCAAUGGUGAGAGCGUGGAGGAGAACGCCAACGUUGUGGUGCGCUUGCUCAUCCGUCGGCCCGAGUGCUUUGGUCCCGCCCUGAGAGGGGAAGGUGGUAAUGGUCUGCUGGCUGCCAUGGAAGAGGCCAUCAAGAUCUCAGAGGACCCAGCACGAGAUGGACCCACGGUCAAGAAAGAUCGGCGCUUUAUGUUCGGAGGCGAGGAACAACAUGAGGAGAACCGGGUGCAUCUGGGCAACGCCAUCAUGUCCUUCUACUCCGCCCUCAUUGACCUGCUGGGCCGCUGCGCUCCAGAGAUGCAUCUGAUCCAAGCGGGCAAGGGUGAAGCUCUGAGGAUCCGAGCCAUUCUGAGGUCUUUGGUGCCCAUUGAGGACCUGGUGGGGGUCAUUAGCCUUCCAGUGCAGAUUCCUGCCCACGGCAAAGACGGCCAGAUCGUAGAACCCAAGAUGUCUGCCAGCUUCGUGCCGGAUCACAAGGCCUCCAUGGUGCUGUUCCUGGACAGAGUGUAUGGAAUUGAUAACCAGGACUUCCUGCUGCACGUGCUUGAAGUGGGAUUCCUGCCCGACAUGAGAGCGGCUGCCUCUCUGGACACUGUGGCGUUCAGCACCACAGAGAUGGCCCUGGCUUUGAACCGCUACCUCUGCUCGGCCGUGCUGCCUCUGCUCACCAAGUGCGCACCGCUGUUCGCUGGCACCGACCACCGUGCCAUCAUGAUCGACUCCAUGCUUCACACCAUCUACCGACUGUCCCGCGGCCGUGCGCUGACCAAGGCCCAGCGAGACGUCAUCGAGGAGUGUCUGAUGUCCCUCUGCAAGUGGCUGCGGCCCUCCAUGCUGCAGCAUCUGCUCCGUCGUCUGGUGUUUGACGUUCCCAUCCUCAAUGAAUACGCCAAGAUGCCUCUCAAGCUGCUGACCAAUCACUACGAGCGCUGUUGGAAGUAUUACUGCCUCCCGAAUGGAUGGGCCAACUUUGGGGUGACGUCAGAGGAGGAGCUGCAUCUGUCCCGGAAACUCUUCUGGGGAAUCUUUGAAUCAUCCGCCCACAAGAAAUACGAUGCAGAGCUCUUCAAGAUCGCAAUGCCAUGUCUCUGCGCCAUCGCCGGAGCCAUCCCUCCGGACUACGUUGAUGCCAGCUACUCUUCCCACACGGAGAAAAAGGCCUCUGUGGACGCCGAGGGCAACUUUGAUCCCAAACCUGUGGAGACCACCAACACCAUAAUCCCUGAGAGACUGGACGUCUUCAUCAACAAGUACGCUGAGCACACACAUGACAAAUGGGCCUUUGAGAAGAUCCAAAACAACUGGACUUAUGGAGAGGCACUGGAUGAAAACGCCAAAACUCACCCGAUGCUGCGGCCCUACAAGACAUUCUCAGAGAAGGAUAAAGAGAUCUACCGCUGGCCCAUAAAGGAGUCCAUCAAAGCCAUGCUAGCCUGGGAGUGGACUUUGGAAAAGGCCCGAGACGGAGAGGGAGACAUGGAGAAGAAAGCAGCUGCCACCACCACCACCACCCGCAAAAUCUCCCAAACCGCUCAGGCCACCUAUGACCCCAGUCACGGCUACAACCCUCAACCCAUCGACAUCACAGCAAUGGCUCUGUCCAGGGAGCUGCAGUCAAUGGCUGAACAGCUGGCUGAGAACUACCACAACACCUGGGGCCGCAAAAAGAAGUUGGAGCUGCAGUCCAAAGGGGGCGGAACUCAUCCACUGCUGGUGCCGUAUGACACCCUGACUGCAAAGGAGAAAGCACGAGACAGGGAAAAGGCUCAGGACCUGCUCAAGUUCCUGCAGCUGAACGGCUACGCAGUGACCAGAGGGCUGAAGGACAUGGAGCAGGACAUUUCCUCCAUUGAGAAGCGUUUUGCUUAUGGAUUCCUCCAGAAACUACUUAAAUGGAUGGACAUCGCCCAGGAGUUCAUCGCUCAUCUGGAGGCCGUCGUCAGCAGUGGACGAGUAGAGAAGUCGCCGCAUGAACAGGAAAUUAAAUUCUUUGCCAAGAUUCUGCUGCCACUGGUCAACCAGUACUUCAAAAACCAUUGCCUCUACUUCCUGUCCACUCCUGCCAAAGUCCUGGGCAGCGGUGGACAUUCCUCCAACAAGGAGAAGGAGAUGAUUGCCAGGUCAGUAGCGCCAGAUGAUCCUUUACCCUUCAGAGUUAGUCUUCCUCCCUCCCUCGUUCUGGUCAUAUUGUUUAUUCCCAAAGCGUUCCUUUUUGUGUCUCCUCAACCUCUUUUCCUCCCUUGUUUCUCCUGGUCCUCCCUUCUGGUUUCCUGCAUCAGUAUCUUCUGUAAGUUGGCUGCUUUGGUGAGGCACAGAGUUUCUCUCUUCGGAACUGAUGCGAGUGCAGUGGUCAACUGUCUGCACAUCCUGUCUCGCUCACUGGACGCCAGAACUGUGAUGAAAUCUGGACCUGAAAUUGUGAAGGCCGGCUUGCGUCAGUUCUUUGAGAGCGCUGCUGAUGACAUUGAGAAAAUGGUGGAGAAUCUCAAACUGGGGAAAGUGUCCAGUCGAAACCAGGUCAAGGGCGUGUCCCAGAACAUCAAUUACACCACCGUUGCCCUCCUGCCGGUCCUCACCACCCUGUUCGACCACAUCGCUCAGCACCAGUUUGGAGACGACGUCAUGAUGGACGACUUGCAGAUCUCUUGCUAUCGCAUCAUGUGCAGCAUCUACUCUCUGGGCACUGUCAAGACCCCUCACGCUGAAAAGCAGCGUCCCGCCCUGGGCGAGUGUCUUGCCCACCUGGCUGCAGCGAUGCCAGUCGCCUUCCUGGAACCUUCCCUGAAUGAGUACAACACCUUCUCUGUUUACACCACGAAGACCCCCAGAGAGCGAUCCAUUCUGGGCCUUCCUAACCAGGUUGAGGAGCUAUGCCCGGACAUCCCAGAACUAGAGGUCCUGAUGAAGGAGAUCCAUGACCUGGCAGAGUCUGGUGCACGCUACACGGAGAUGCCCCACGUGAUCGAGAUCACUCUGCCUAUGCUGUGUAACUACCUACCCCGCUGGUGGGAAAGAGGUCUGGAGAACUUCCCAGAUAUGGAAGGUCAGCUCUGCACCUCGGUCACCUCGGAGCAGCUCAACCAGCUGCUGGGCAGCAUCAUGAAGAUUGUGGUCAACAACCUUGGCAUCGACGAGGCCUCCUGGAUGAAGAGGCUGGCAGUGUUUGCGCAGCCCAUCGUCAGCAGGGCCAAGCCAGAGAUGCUCAAGUCCCACUUCAUCCCCACCAUGGAGAAGCUGAAGAAGCGCUGCGGGAAGGUAGUGGCUGAGGAGGAUCAGCUCCGGAUGGAAGGAAAGACUGAAGUGGACAGUGAGAACGGAACCAUCCGAGACGAGUUUGCCGUAUUGUGUCGAGACCUGUACGCACUCUACCCGUUGCUGAUCCGCUACGUGGACAACAACCGGGCCCGGUGGCUGACAUGUCCAGACCCAGAUGCAGAGGAACUCUUUAGGAUGGUGGGCGAGGUCUUCAUCUUCUGGUCCAAAUCUCAUAAUUUCAAGAGAGAGGAGCAGAACUUUGUGGUAAUGAAUGAAAUCAACAACAUGUCCUUCCUCACCGCUGACAGUAAGAGCAAGAUGAGCAAGUCUGGAGGCUCGGAGCAGGAACGUACCAAGAAGAAGCGGCGAGGAGACCGCUACUCCGUGCAGACAUCGCUCAUCGUGGCAGCUCUGAAGAAGAUGCUUCCCAUUGGCCUCAACAUGUGUUCGCCCGCUGACCAGGAGCUCAUCAACCUCGCCAAGAUCCGAUACUCACUGAAAGACACGGAUGAAGAAGUGAGAGAGUUCCUGCACAACAACCUGCAUCUGCAGGGAAAAGAGGAGGACCCUGCCAUGCGCUGGCAGAUGUCCCUCUACAAGGAGAUGUCUGGGAAGGCUGAAGAUGCUGAAGACCCCGAGAAAGUGGUGAAAAGGGUCCAGGAGGUGUCGGCCGUUCUUUACCACAUUGAAGUGACUGAACAUCCCUUCAAGUCAAAGAAGAUGGUUUGGCACAAGCUUCUGUCCAAGCAGCGCCGCCGAGCCGUGGUGGCCUGUUUCAGGAUGACGCCGCUGUACAACAUCCCAACACACAGAGCCACCAACAUGUUUCUGGAUGCCUACAAGAGGAACUGGCUGGAGACAGAGGGCUACUCCUUUGAGGACAAGAUGAUUGACGAUUUGUCUAAAGCCUUGGAGGAAGAGGAGGAAGAAGAAGAGGAGACAGAGACGAAGCCUGACCCCCUUCAUCAGCUCAUCCUUCACUUCAGUCGCACCGCUCUCACAGAGAAACUAAAACUUGAUCUUGAUCAUCUCUACAUGUCAUAUGCUGAUAUCAUGGCAAAGAGCUGCCACAUUGGUGAGGAGGACGAAGGGGGAGAACAGGAGGGGGAGGAGCCAUCCUUUGAGGAAAAGGAGAUGGAGAAACAGCGGCUUCUGUACCAGCAGUCUCGCUUGCACGACCGAGGGGCUGCCGAGAUGGUUCUGCAGAUGAUAAGUGCCUGCAAAGGUGAACCUGGAGCCAUGGUUUCUUCUACUCUAAAACUGGGAAUCUCCAUCCUCAACGGAGGCAACAGUGAUGUCCAGCUGAGGAUGCUGGACUACCUGAAGGAGAAAAAGGAUGUGGGAUUCUUCCUGAGCGUUCAGGCUCUGAUGCAGACCUGCAGCGUUCUGGAUCUGAAUGCUUUUGAGAGACAGAACAAGGCAGAGGGACUUGGAAUGGUUUCUGAAGAAGGCACAAAUAAGAAGCUAGAACGUGAUGAGAAAGUGAUGGCUGAUGACGAGUUUACGUGUGACCUCUUCCGCUUCCUGCAGCUUCUUUGUGAAGGCCACAACAAUGACUUCCAGAACUACCUGAGAACUCAGACGGGCAGCACCACCACCAUCAACAUCAUCAUCUGCACUGUGGACUACCUGCUGCGACUGCAGGAGUCCAUCAGUGACUUCUACUGGUACUACUCAGGGAAGGACAUCAUCGAUGAGCCCGGCAAGAGGAAUUUCUCCAAAGCUAUGACUGUGGCGAAGCAAGUCUUCAACAGCUUGACUGAGUAUAUCCAGGGGCCAUGUACCGGUAACCAGCAGUCUCUGGCUCACAGCAGGUUGUGGGACGCCGUCGUGGGCUUCCUGCACGUCUUUGCUCACAUGAUGAUGAAACUAGCCCAGAUGCACCCCGAUGCAGGACAACGUGACGAUCUGUUUUGGAGCAGAGCCCAUGCCGAGGACUCCAGUCAAAUUGGACUGUUGAAGGAGCUGUUGGACCUGCAGAAGGACAUGGUGGUGAUGCUUCUGUCUCUGCUGGAGGGCAACGUGGUGAACGGAACCAUCGCCCGACAGAUGGUGGACAUGUUGGUGGAGUCGUCCAGCAACGUGGAGAUGAUCCUCAAAUUCUUUGACAUGUUCCUCAAGCUCAAAGACAUCGUGGCCUCUGAUGCUUUCCGUGACUACGUGACUGACCCUCGAGGGCUCAUCUCCAAGAAAGACUUCUCCAAGGCCAUGGAUAGCCAGAAGCAGUACUCUCCGUCAGAGAUCCAGUUCCUCCUCUCCUGCUCCGAGGCCGAUGAGAACGAGAUGAUCAACUUCGAGGAGUUUGCUGAUCGUUUCCAGGAGCCGGCCAAAGACAUCGGAUUCAACAUUGCUGUCUUGUUGACCAACCUGUCGGAGCAUGUUCCUCACGACGCUCGCCUGCAGAACUUCUUGGAGCAGGCUGAGAGUGUCCUCAACUACUUCCGGCCCUUCCUAGGUCGCAUCGAGAUCAUGGGGGCCAGCCGCAGGAUCGAGCGGAUUUACUUUGAAAUCAGCGAGGCCAACCGAAACCAGUGGGAGAUGCCUCAGGUCCGAGAGUCCAAGCGACAGUUCAUAUUCGACGUGGUCAAUGAGGGCGGCGAGAGCGAGAAGAUGGAGCUGUUUGUGAACUUCUGUGAAGACACAAUCUUUGAGAUGAACAUUGCCGCGUCUAUCUCCGAGCCAGAAGGAGAAGCUGCGGAAGAAGAGGACGAUGAAGAGGAAGAAGAGGGGGCAGGAAAUGAGGGCGAUUCUGCUGAAGGAGAAGAAGGAAACGGCGAAGGAGAAUCUCCAGAAUCCACCUCAGCUUUUGCCGACUUCUUAACCAGCGUGGUAAACUUCUUCAACAUGUUCACUUUCCGCAACCUUCGCAGACGCUACCGCAAGUUGAGGAAGAUGACGGUGAAGGAGAUGGUUAUCGGCCUGGUGACGUUUGUCUACACCAUCCUGAUGGGCAUCCUGAUGUUCAUCUACAGCAUCUGCAAAGGCUUCUUCACACUUAUAUGGAAGGCUCUAUUCGGCGGAGGCCUUGUGGAGGGCGCCAAGAAGAUGACUGUGACUGAGCUCCUUGCUAGCAUGCCAGAUCCAACACAGGAUGAGGUGCAUGGCGACCUCCCACCUGAGCCAGGUGCUAGAGAAGUUCAGGACUCAGAUGGUGCUGCAGAUCUCUUGGAUGUCGGAGGAGGUGAGGAGGAACAGGAGGACGGGGAGGAGCGUGAAGGUGGUCGUCUGCCAGGGUUCAAUGCUCCGGGGGGACUCGGAGAUUUCGGUGAGACGACAGCUGAGGAACCUCCCACUCCAGAAGGAACACCACUGCUGAAGAGGAAACUGUUGGCAGCUGCAGUCGGAGGUCAAGACGAGGAAGAAGGAGGAGAAAAGGUUGAGAUAGAAGAAGAACCCUCUCCUGAGCCGGAGAAAGCAGACACUGAAAAUGGAGAGAAGCCGGAUAAAGUUGAGCCUGAGCCUGAAGUGAAGGAGGAGGAGCCACAAGAGGUGGAGGAGAAGACCGUGAAGACAAAGGCUAAGAAGGAGAAAAAGCCAACUGAAGAAGGUUUCGAGUUGUGGAAUGAGCUAGAGGUCCAGAGGAUCAAGUUCAUGAACUAUCUUUCUCGUAACUUCUACAACCUCCGGUUCUUGGCACUCUUCAUCGCCUUUGCCCUCAACUUCAUCCUGCUCUUCUACAAGGUGUCCGAUAGCCCCCCCGGAGAGGAGGACUUUGAGGGUUCUGCUCUCUUUGAGGGCUCCGGUCUGUUUGAAGGUUCUGGUGCUGAAGAGGAAGGUUCUGGUUUUGAAGAGGGAGGAGAAGACGAAGAUGAAGAAGGCCCCUUGUACUACUUCCUGGAGGAGAGCACCGGCUACAUGGAGCCAGCACUGGCGUUCCUCAGCAUUGUCCACACCAUCAUCUCCUUCCUCUGCAUCAUUGGCUACAACUGCCUGAAGGUUCCUCUAGUCAUCUUCAAGCGAGAGAAGGAGCUGGCCAGAAAGCUGGAAUUUGACGGCGUCUACGUGACUGAGCAGCCAGAAGACGACGACAUCAAGGGUCAGUGGGACCGACUGGUGCUCAACACCCCCUCAUUCCCCAACAACUACUGGGACAAGUUUGUGAAACGAAAGGUUCUGGAUAAAUAUGGCGACAUCUAUGGGCGGGAGAGGAUCGCGGAGCUGCUGGGGAUGGACCUGGCGUCUCUGGACGUCAGCGCCAUGACUCAUGAGAAGAAGCCGGAACCCGACACGUCAAUGCUCAGCUGGAUCACGUCCAUAGACAUCAAGUACCAGAUCUGGAAGUUUGGAGUCGUAUUCACCGACAACACCUUCCUCUACCUGGUGUGGUACCUGCUCAUGUCUCUGCUGGGCCACUACAACAACUUCUUCUUUGCUGCUCACCUCCUGGACAUUGCCAUGGGAGUGAAGACGCUGCGCACCAUCCUGUCCUCCGUGACUCACAACGGCAAACAGCUGAUGAUGACGGUGGGGCUCCUGGCUGUGGUGGUCUACCUCUACACCGUGGUGGCCUUCAACUUCUUCCGCAAGUUCUACAACAAGAGCGAGGAUGAGGACGAGCCUGACAUGAAGUGUGACGACAUGAUGACGUGUUACCUGUUCCACAUGUAUGUCGGGGUGCGCGCCGGUGGUGGAAUCGGAGACGAGAUUGAGGAUCCGGCCGGAGACGAGUACGAGCUCUACCGCGUCGUCUUUGACAUCACCUUCUUCUUCUUCGUCAUCGUCAUCCUGCUGGCCAUCAUCCAGGGUUUGAUCAUCGACGCCUUCGGAGAGUUGAGAGACCAGCAGGAGCAGGUCCGCGAGGACAUGGAGACAAAGUGCUUCAUCUGCGGAAUAGGCAGCGACUACUUUGACACGACGCCGCACGGGUUCGAGACGCACACGUUAGAGGAACACAACUUGGCGAAUUACAUGUUCUUCCUCAUGUACCUCAUCAAUAAAGACGAGACGGAACACACCGGCCAGGAGUCCUAUGUGUGGAAGAUGUACCAGGAGCGCUGCUGGGACUUCUUCCCAGCCGGAGACUGUUUCAGGAAACAGUAUGAGGACCAGCUCGGAUAAAGUCCAGCCAGCACAGAGCUGCCAGAUGAAGGAAAGAUGCUUGUUCUUUUCUGCACUUUUCUCAGCUCUGCUCCUCGACUUUCCUCCCAAAAAGCUUUAGACUCAUGGCCUUUCCUGUGACCGACUGACCCCUCCUCCUCCUCCCUCUGAUCACUCUGUCCCCUCCAGACUGUCAGUGAACGCAUCAAAUGCUGCUUCAUCUGCUUCUGCUGGAAACACACUGGAGAGAAGCUUUUUCUCGCCGUCCUACUUGCGGCACCAGUCUAUUUAUCCUGACCUUAAUUCUUUACCAGUGAGAGCGGCACACAAACAGCGCCGCCGCUGAACCGGCUUGUUGAUGCGCACGAGCCAUCCCCACUCUAACGCCAUUUGUUGCAGAGCUGAACCCCGAAGUGGACAAGUAGUGCCUGGUGUUUAUGUUAAAGCAUCAUCAUUUGUUAGCGGCAUGCUAACAACGUUUAACGCCUCGGCGCCACUGGGCAUGCUCAGUGUGUCCCUGCUCGUCCAGUGUGUUUUCAGCUUUUACCUUUUUUCUCGUGUUUUAUCGCUGCCUUAGACUUGACCGACAUUUCUCUUAUUUUCAUGGCAAAACUUGAACAAACGAUUGUGAAACUACUAUGGAUAAUCUUUCCUGCUCGCUGCUUGGUAUCGCCUUAACGUUGAAGCUGCGCUGCAGCGUUUCGACACGCACAGUGAAACACAAACCCUAUCACCCAAGCGACCAUCACAGAGUUCUUAUCUCAGCCAGGUUUUCCCCUCGUCCAUGUUUUGAACGUUUCAUGCGGCGGUCCGAUCGUGUGGAUUCCUCCGAACAUAUCGCAGAGGGAAACAAAGGCAAACACAGAAACUGAAGUUCGACAAUUGGUGAGAACUGUUUACCUCACCGGCGCCCUGACGCUGUAGUGUUGUGGCGUUUGGCGAUGCUGUGACUGGUAUCGCCCGAGUCCCGGCACUUGUUUGUCGAGACCCCAGGGCAAUGGACAUCCAGUUUUGCACUCCCAAGUCUUACACCACGUUGACCCGCGGGCUCCUCGGAGCUCACGUCCUCCUCUAGCUUGACUACCCGACGACUGUUUUCUCGCCAUCCAGAGACGCCUCGUGCUUUGAGACACAUGAUGAAUGUAGUUGACACACAACUGUCGGAGACCCUGAAGCAGAGAUGUAUUGAAUCACCAUAGAUGCAUAUAUUUAUUUUUAUUUAGAGCUUUAAUGAGCCGUCCACCAAGCUGUCACACUUGAACGCCACGUCCCGCCGGAGCCUUACGCGGUCCGACCGCUUCUAAUGGAGAAUUGGUUCGGACUCGGUCUCGGGUCGGAGGCAGGUUUGUUUAUUUUGCUGGUGACUUGCGUGUUGUUUUCUGUGAACGGAGCUGAGCAGAGAUCAUCGCUGUCUGCCUGACCGACGUCCUCUGUUUCAAUCCUGAAUAAAGAGAUUAUUUUAAGGACAACUUCUCCCGCCGUCUUCUUUUUCUCAAGUCUCUCACUGAGCUGGCGACACUGAGUCAUAUAUAAAUCCCACUGCCUUUGAAUGCAUCACGCUGCUGAGCCUGUGAUGCCGACGUCAGGUGACAGACCUGGUGA